Molecule: messenger RNA, 1767 nt
Organism: Bacidia gigantensis
Lineage: Eukaryota; Fungi; Ascomycota; Lecanoromycetes; Lecanorales; Ramalinaceae
Exons: 1
Coding region: 1-1767 (588 amino acids)
Molecular function (GO): protein binding
Source: RefSeq, a predicted model, not a curated record
AUGACCCGUGCUAAAUCGGAGGAUGGAGUCUCAAAUUGUUUUGGUGUACCUCUUUCUCAGUCUUUAGAACGGACAACACAUUGUCCUCCUACAUAUAGGACCUCUAGCAUCAUACCUACUCCUCGGGAACACUCGAUAAAGGCCGAAGAAUCGCAACUAGAUGAUAGACGAUUGAGUCUUCAGAAGCUACUGGGCGAUGCACAAGAAGCCUUUAACAUUCUCGCGCAGGAAACCAGAAAAGAAACUAGAGAUCGGCCAAGCGAAAGUACUGGAAGCAUACGUCGCCGAAAGGUAGCCAGGACGAGACGCCUGAGAUACAAUAGUGCACCCCUAUCAUCUAACAGAGAACGGACCGAGGACGCUUUGACUGAGUAUGUCGAGGACCUUGUCGCUUUUCCACCUCCUAGGCACCCUUGGUCAGCUGACGAAGCUUCUCCUACGGAUGUACAUGACAGAGCAGAUAUCGUCGAGCGUCUAUUGCAUGAUACAUAUCUCAGACAUUACCAGAAUCCAAGACUUUCUAAUUGUGCUUUGCGGUUCUUUUACAAGAAUAAGAUGUUUGAUCGAGCGCAAUCUCUCUUCCUGCAAAUGGAAAGUCUUCGCUUGGACAUUGAUAUAGUAACAUGGAAUCUAAUGCUCGGUGCAUAUGCAAAAGAUGGCAGGACACGUCGAUUUACAUUCUUGCUAAAGGCAAUGAUUCAACGGGGAGUGGCACCAAAUUCCCAAACGUGGGCAUUGUUCCUCGGGCUCCCACACUCCAGAGAAGCCCAAGAGAAGAUUGUUGCUGAGAUGCGAGCGCGGAAAUUUCUGGAAAAACACUACAUACAACAACAAGUCGCGCGUAUCAUGACCUCUUCCGAAAUCACCAAACACCUUGCGCUCGGGAGAGAUAGCCAGACUUUCUGCGACUACAUGCGUCGCCAGUAUGGAGAAGCCUGGAUGUCUGAUUCUGCGGGCAACACCAUAAUAAAAAAGAUUAUGGGCAAUCCAAGUAGUACCAUUACUGUGAUCCAGGCAGUGAGGACCUUGUAUGAUCUUAAGCAGCAAGCAUUCCUGCCUCGUCGAACGUUACAAAUCUUCUACCGAGCUUGCAAGCGACUCGAUAACCUAGAUCUAUUCUUAGAAAUUCUGCAUAUCUUCACGAUUCAUUUUGGACUCGAGCCCGGGUUUCGAGAACAUGAAAUGCUUUUUCGUUGGGCGUGGCGUGCUCGGUCGCUCAACCUCUUCCGCACAAUAUGGAUCUCGGCUUAUCUGAACAAUUUUGUACAGUCCAGCAUGCGGACUCUCAUGCGAAGAAGCACAGGCGAGUACAAGAGCGCUACCGACGAAACAGAACCCUUGGAUUCAUUCGACAAGCUCGCAGCCUGGUUUGCAACUGGCCCGGUUCCCGUAAGUUCCGAAAGAAUUCUGCUCUUGAAGGGCAGUGUGGCAACAGAGCUUGGCCGUGCCACUGCUCGUGCGGACUUUUUGGACUGGGGUAUCGUGCCCUUGCUGCAACAGGCCAUUAGUGUAGAUCGCAAUUGGGCUGCUCGCGGCUUUUGGGAGUCUGCGCGAGUCCGAGCAGAGCUACUGCCAGUAAGGCCUGUCGAGGCAAGUGGAGAGAUGGAAUCUCAUUUGGUCUCUGGAUCGCCCAUGUCGGAAGAGGGUAUGAUGACUGCACAGCAAGCAUUCGAGCCGACAGUGAACGGAGGACGUACAUGUGAUAUGGAAAGCGCUGAUCUCAGUGUUAGGGUGAAAGCCUAUCCAAGUCUGUCCGAUGCUGAGUAG